Oryza brachyantha (malo sina) is the source of this 1716-nucleotide messenger RNA. Its product is annotated as major facilitator superfamily domain-containing protein 12-like. Gene Ontology annotation, molecular function: symporter activity. The record is from RefSeq and is a predicted model, not a curated record. The transcript has 13 exons. Lineage: Eukaryota; Viridiplantae; Streptophyta; Magnoliopsida; Poales; Poaceae. Gene Ontology annotation, cellular component: membrane. Gene Ontology annotation, biological process: carbohydrate transport. Bases 311 to 1690 code for a protein of 459 amino acids.
AACAAUUCAACCUCUCAUUUUGCGGACUUGGCGUCGAUCGCCUUCGUGUGGCGCCGCCUCCUAUUGCCCUAGCCCGCCAUCGGCCAUCGCCAUCGUCGUCUUGCUUGCGAGCGUCGCGAGGGGCUCGCGCGCGCGCGUCCCUAUAAAUACCUCGCCCCGCCGGAUCCGGUUCGCCUCGUUCCCGCCCCCGCCCCCGCGCGCUCCUCUUCUCCUGCUGGAAACAAGAAAAGCGCUCGCGCUUUCUUGUCGCGAGAUCGUAGCUGAAGACAUUGGGAUACUGGUGUGGUGUGCUGCUCUGCGCUCGAUCGCCAUGGCUGACGCGAAGGGCGACGAGGUGCUGGCAGAGACACAGAUGCCUCUGGGACGGUGGCCGAUCCUGUCCUACGGUGUCGGCCACAUGCUUAAUGACAUCACUUCUGCUUGCUGGUUCACUUACCUGCUGCUCUUCUUGCAAGAAAUCGGGCUUGCUCCAAGGGAUGCAGCUAUUGUGAUGCUUUCUGGUCAGGCUGCAGAUGGCCUAAUGACGAUUCUUGCGGGAGAGAUGAUUGAUCGAUUUGGCCACUUCAAGCUGUGGCACAUCGGAGGAUCAGUCCUGGUCGGCAUCUCCUUCUCCUCUGUCUUCGGUGGAUGCCUGCUCUGCACCAUUCUGGGUACCGAUUCCUACCUUGUGAGGACCGUCGGUUACAGCUUCUUUGCUGCCGUCUUCAACAUCGGCUGGGCGGCCACACAAGUUUCACACAUGUCAAUGGUGAACUGCAUGACACUGAAUUCCACAAGCCGGGUAGCAUUAGCUAGCUGCAGAAAUGCGUUCACUAUGGUGGCAAAUCUUGGUUUAUAUGGGAUCGCGUUAACUGUAUUUGCUUUAGUGAGCGCAAAGGCAUGCUCAGACAUUGUUCUUCAGUACCGGUGGAUAGCGUACGUGUCAAUUUUUGUGGGAUGCUGCUUUCUGGUGGUGUUCUAUGCUGGAACAAAGGAGCCAACGUUGCAGUCGGGAACUGACUGCAAGAAAUCGUCUCGGAUUUCCUGGGGCUACUGGUUCAAGAAGACCUUGUACUACCAAGUUGCUCUACUGUAUAUGCUUGCAAGAUUGAUCACAAAUGUUUCUCAGUCGCUCAUCGCGUUCUAUGUCACCAGAGACCUGAGAAUGAACGAAUACUCGAAAGCAAUUAUACCAGCCAUCAUAUUCUGCUGCAGCUUCUUGGUGUCCGUUGUUCUCCAGGAGAUAAAGUGGAACAGCCGGCGCCUGAAGUCUUUGCUCACAAUCGGAGCAAUACUCUGGGUGAUCUCUGGAGUCGCCGUCUUCGUCCUCCCGAGCCAGAGGAACAACCUCAUGUACCCUCUUGCCAUGGUCAUCGGAGCUGCAAACGCUCUCGUCAUGGUCACCACGAUUGGGCUGGAGAGCUCGCUAGUAGGAGACGACCUGAACGGCAGCGCCUUCGUCUACGGCUCGCUGAGCUUCUUGGACAAGAUGUCGUGCGGAAUCGCCUUGUUCGUCCUUGAAUCCUACGAAGAGUCCAUUAGUUGUGGUGAGACGAGGGGCCUGAACACGGUGAGCAGAUACGGGACAGGUCUGAUUCCCUCGUGCUUCGCCGUCGUCGCCCUGAUUGUCACCUCUACACUGAAGCUCCAGGACACCCCAACCCGGAGACCACAUUCCUCCGCCGCAUUGGAAGCUCCGCUCCUCGUCUGAAUCAACCAUGCCGGCGCCGCCGUGUG